Messenger RNA from Trichomycterus rosablanca, 2339 nucleotides. It is a transcript of the gene ankrd34bb, whose product is annotated as ankyrin repeat domain 34Bb. Gene Ontology annotation, molecular function: protein binding. The coding region runs from base 67 to 1731 and encodes 554 amino acids. NCBI's taxonomy places the organism in Eukaryota, Metazoa, Chordata, Actinopteri, Siluriformes, Trichomycteridae. The record is from RefSeq and is a predicted model, not a curated record. The transcript has 2 exons.
AAACACCGUCCGGCUGCCCAUGAGCCCUUGACGAACAGAGCUGCCCGCCUCUAAAACCCCGAUGCCAUGGAGGACUCCACGGAGGUGUGGACCGACGGCAACUCCCUCCUGAAGGCUGUUUACCUGUGCCGCUUGCGCCUGACUCGGCUGCUGCUGGAGGGCGGAGCCUACAUUAACGAAAGCAACGAGCGAGGCGAGACGCCGCUGAUGAUCGCCUGCAGGACUCACCACACUGAUGCUCAGAGUGUGCCCAAGCACAAGAUUGUCAGGUAUCUGCUGGAGAACGGUGCUGACCCGAACAUCCAGGACAAGUCCGGUAAGACGGCGCUGAUGCAUGCCUGCGUGGAGCGAGCCGGCGUGGAGGUCCUGUCCCAGCUGCUGUCUAGCGGGGCCGACCUAAGUUUAGAGGACCGCUCCGGUUCCUCUGCGCUAGUGUACGCCGUUAGCGCUGGAGACAAGGAAGCCCUGCGUGUGCUUCUUGAUGCCUGUAAGGCCAAAGGCAAGGAGGUCAUCAUCAUCACCACAGAUAAACUCCCUACUGGGAGACAGAUGACCAAGCAGUACCUGAACGUCCCUCCUCCUCCGGAGUUAGAGGAUCGGCUGCACUGCGCCCCGACUGCCUGCAUGUCACCCUCCGAAAUCAAACUCUCUCCUCAUCUUUCCUCCCGGGCAAGCCAGUCUCAUAAUGUCCCUCUGGAUUCUGAUCAUUUGAAGCCAGGGUCGCCUAUACCAGACCGGAGUCCACUGAAAGCUCCGGGUGUGGCUAAACUCCUUCACCUCCAGAGGCUGCACUCGGAGCCAUGGCUAAAUAUCCCGCCAUCGCUGUUGCUCCAGCAAAGCAAGGCGUCAUCCCUGACCGAGGAGCUACUCGAUAUCACCCCGGAGGAGGAACUCUCUUUCGGCUUUAUCAGCCACCGGCGCUCAUCUCAAAGAGCGCCUAUGGUUGCUCGUCAUCAAAGUAUGGAUGCCACUGGCCUGCAUCGAUCCCUGGACCAGCCAACCGAGGCUGACAAAGAGCACAACAAGGAAGCUAAGUGGCUAAGCAGAAAGAUGUCCUACGAUGGCGUUUCCUUGCCGCAUUCGGCCUCACACCAGAACCUUUCUAAAGAUGCCUCAGCAGGUGAGGUUAUGGACAAAGACCAGGACUGCCUUCCCAACCUGGCCGUGUCCAGCCUGCAGAACGUCGUCCGCCGUCGCAACAUCGGCAUGGACCACUACAGCUCGGACUCCCAGCUUCCUCAGUUCAGGAGCCAGCACUCGGACGAGCCUGCCAGAGCCGGAGCCGCAGGGACGGGGGAAACGGCGGGGGCGGAGAAGCGCAAGCUGGUUUUCAGUCGUUCGUCCACUCUGUCCGGCUCCAGGGAGUCUCUGGAGAGCAUCGUCCAGCGGAGGAGCCCGGCAAUGAUGGAGCGCAGAGGUUCUGGGGCUCUCCUGCUGGACCAUAUCUCUCAGACUCGGCCGGGCUACCUGCCACCACUCAACCCUCACGCACCCAUCCCGGAUAUCAAAGUCAACCCCACGCAUACUGGCUCUGGCGGCGGCAAGUCUCGUCCUGCCACCGGCGCCGGAUCCGGAAGCGUACCGAUUGCUGCCGGUCAACGGCAUUUCGUGCCCUGUGCUCCCAGCCUUCCCAGAGACCUAAAGUCCAAAAAGACUCUGUUGAGGAGACACUCCAUGCAAACGGAACAGAUCAAGCGCCUGGCUAACUACGAGGAGAUCUUCGGACAGUGAGUGCCUCUGCGUUCGGGCGGUGAUGUAAAUAGCAGCUUCACGUACGUACUCGUAAACGAAAGGACGUGUGUAUUCAUUUAUUUAUCUUAAUUAAGCACUUUAAUUCUGGUCAAGGUGGUGGUGAACCUUGGGCCUAUCCAGGGACACAGGGUGUCAGUUCACGCUAAUUUGUUCCCACUUUGAACGCCUUUAUUUGUCAUAUAUACAUCUACACGUGUACAGUAAGACGAUAUCCUUUCUUCGCAUAUUCCAGCUUGUUUUGUGGAAGCUGGGGUCAGAGUGUAGGCCAUGCUCAAGGGCCCAACAGUGGCUGCAUGGCAGAGCUGGGAUUCGAACUCUUAACCUUUCAGUUGAUAGUCCUAGGCUCUACCCACUUGGCUACCACUGUCCCUAAUAGAAGCAAUUUGAUGAUGCGCGUCCACCUACCACAUGCUUGCAGAGGGCAGUUGGUGCCACCCAGUCUUGAAGCAUCAACAAUCAAUCAAACAAACUGAACUGAACUGUGACGCUUGGCGUUUGAGCCAAACGCAACGAAACCAGGACAGAGUUGCAAUCUGCUUCUUCUUACCAUCAUCUUAUCUCACCGGCUUGUGUUUUGAUUCUUGGUG